Messenger RNA from Paramecium primaurelia, 7431 nucleotides. NCBI's taxonomy places the organism in Eukaryota, Ciliophora, Oligohymenophorea, Peniculida, Parameciidae. The record is from the annotation of a GenBank genome assembly.
AUGCAGAGAUCAUACCAAGAACAAGUGAAUUAAAAGGAUUACUAGCAUAAAUUAUAUUUCAAAAAUGGUUAUCCUUAGAAUUAACAAUUUAAGAGAGAUCCAAAUUAAAUGCUUAGAGGAUUAGUAAAAAAUACAUAAAAAUAAUUAGGUAGUAAAAACAUGCUUACUUCACUUUAUUGAUUGGUUGAAAUAAGGAUUUAAUCUAUGGCUAUUUGUUGUAAUUAUUCUAUCAGCCAGUUUCAGAGCUGAUUAAUAGUUAUUUAUUUGUAUAAUUUAAUUGGCAGGAAAUCUAUUCAUGUCAUCUUAUAAGCUUUAUCAAUAAAUUUGUAAGGCUUUGAGAUAAGUAAAUGAAUAUUUCAAUUAAACUGUAUAUGUGAUUGGAUGGGAUCCGAAAUGCCAUAUCAGUAAAUGCCCUAAAAGGAAUGUGACAGUAGGAAAUUUAAUUUUCUUAAAGAGACAUCAGCCAAGUCCUAUGAGCAUACUAAUUUUGAAUUCAUAAGAAGAGAAAUUCAUGGUGUAAACUUCUGAGAAAGAAGGAAUGACUCAUAUGACAUAAAAAUAGUCAAUAAAAUUAACAUCUACUUCUGAUUAAUAAAAAAAUCAAACUUUAAUCUAUUAUAAGAGAAUAAUGACAGGUAAAAUAGAAUUUGAUCAAUUGGAUACAAAUGACAAUUAAUUCAGAGGUUUCAUUAAGUUAUAAAAAGAUCCAAAGGGUGAAUAUUUGGAUUAUAGAAAUAUAGUAAAUUAAAGUAAUAUGAUAAUCAAUACAGAUUGGGUAGUGGGUAUAGUUAUUAGUCAUGAUGAUGAAGAUGUAAUAAAAAUGUGGCAUAAUUGUUUUAAGAAAUCUACAACUCAUUUUGAUAGAUAUUUAAUGAAAUUUUCUCGAAUUUUUAGUCUAUUAUAUUUUAUAUAAUUGGCAUUUUGCAUAACUAUAAUAAUUAGAUUUUAAAAGAUUCCAUAGGAUUUUACAAUAUAUAAUACUUUAUGUAGAAUAUUUUAGAGUAUAACAUUUGUUCAUCCUUGUAUAAUAACUGGAUUAUGUGAAUUAACAUUUUAAUUUUUCAAUAAUAUCUUUGAGAAGAAUAAAAACAUAAUAAUAUCACAUUCAUCAGAAUUAUUAACUUUGACUAAGAUAGAUCAUUGUAUUUAUGAUAAAACUGGCACUUUAACAAAUACAAAUACGGUCCUUUGUGGAGUUAUUUGUGGUGUUUACUUUUAUAAUCUUAUAAAUGGAGAAGGUAUUAGAAGUUCAACAAAGAAAUAUAGAAAAUUAAUGACUACAUAACAUUAACAUAAUAACAUGUAAGAAAUACAAGAGGAAUAAGAAGAAUAAGAUGAAAAUAAUUUAGGUAUAGGAUCUAUAUAGAAGAGUGAAAGAAUGAUUUAAAAUCCUGGAAGUCAUCAUUCAGUAAAAAGUAGAUUAUAAUCAUAUCCUGAUGAGGCAAUUAGUUUUAAUUAGGAUGAUGCAGUCUUUAAUGAAGAGGAACCAGAAUCAAGAAACAUGGUUUUCAAUUUCAAUCCUCAUUUUAUUAGGUAACCAGAAUAAAUAAGAAUACAAAAUGCUUAAAGUGUAGAUGAAGAGAUCUCAUCACCAGAGAAACCAAUAUAAGGUAAGAGAAAUAAUAGAAGAACCUUUAACAAUAAUAGUAGAUUGAUAACAAAAACUAGAAGGGAACCCAGAAUUGUAGAAAGAAAUUUAGAGUAAACAUAAGAAGCUGGUAAUGGAUCUUUAUUAUCCCCUUCUCCAGUAACUUCUUAAAAAGAUAUUAGAAAAGAAGUAAAAUUAUGUGAAUCUUAAAUUAAUGAAGAUGAAUAAUAAUAAUUAUCUGACAGUGAUAGUGAAGAUUAAGAUUAAGAAGGAAGAAAAGAUUUAUAAGAAAUAAUUAGAUUAGGAGAGAAAUAGGCAGACAAUUUUAUGAGAUCUUUGAUUUUAUGUUAAGAUGUUAAAACCAAAUAUUCAAAACCUUAAAAUAAACCUAAUCGAGAUAAAAGUAGCUAAAUGAUGGGUAUUUCUGGUAUUAUGAAUGAACAUCCUAGUAUGAAUCCUUAAAAUUUUUUGAAUGAAAAUACAGAAGAAUAUUAGGAAUCUGUAAUUAAAUUUGCAAAGUAAUAUCAAUUUGAAUUUAAUUGUGCAGGUUUAUUAAAUAAAAGAAUUUGUUAUGAAAUUAGUGCAAAAGGUUUAAGUGAACGAUAUUUAGUAUAUAAAAAAGUAAGUGAUAAUGAGACAUUUGCUAUUUUUAUGAAACCUAUUUAACAAAGAUUAAGGAAUUAAGGAGCUUAAUAUGACAGAUAAGGAACAGAAAGAAGUUAAAAAGGAGCUUAAUUAAAAUUGUAUGUUAAAAGUGAAAAUCUAGGUCUUUUAGAUAAGUGUAAAUUAUCAUAAAAAAAGAGAGUAAAUUUGGAAAAGCAGAUAACUCAUUAAGCUCAAUCUGGAUAUAGAUUUAUUGUAUAUGCUGGUAAAGAUGUGCCUGAAGAAGCAGUCAAAAAUAAAAACAAAUAUUAAGAAGUUACAUUUGAUACUAUGGAAAUGACACAUCAUGAUAAAGAACUUAUUAGAGAUUUAGAUUAUUAUGGAUUAAUUUGUUUAAAAGAAGAUCAAAAUCCAGGAGCUUAUGCUUAAGUUAAGACAUUUAAAAAUCUAGGUAUUUCUUAAUGGAUUUUAAGUGGAGACAAAAAGAUGUAAACACUUUCUGCUGCUAAUCAAGUUGGUAUUGUCAAUAAUAAUAAUACUUUAUUAAGAAUUGAUGAAUAAGAUGAAGAUAAAUUAAAAUUAUAAAUUAAAUCUUAAUUGUUAUUUAUUAGAAAACAACUAUUAAAAGAAGAUGAAAGUCAAUAAAAUGAAUAAACUAAAUCAUUUAUUAGUUAAAAAUCAUUUUCUGAAAUGAAAAGAAGUGGUAUUUCUAAAAAAGCUACAUUUGAUGAAAAUAUGAUUUUGAAAUCAAAGAAAGGAGAAGAACCUUUAUAAAAAGUAUUUCUAUUAGUUAAUGGAAAAUCUAUCAAACCUAUUUUUAGUGAUGAUUACACAAAAAGCCAUUUUCUAUUUAUUGCUUUAAUUCUUAAAACUGUAAUUGCUUAUGAUUGUUCUUCUGCAGAUAAAGAAUUGAUUACAAAAGCAGUUGCUAAGAUUAUGGAACCUAGUAAUACACUUUUAACUAUUUCAGAUUCAGUUGAUGAUUUUAAUAUGAAUUCACAUGCAAAUGCUUCUAUUUAAUUUUCAAGAGAAAAAAGAUCAUUAAAAAUAGCUUAUUAAAAUAUUUAAGUAAAUGAUUUAUAGCACAUUAAAUAAUUAGUAUUAUAUUUUGCCAAAAUACUUCCUAUGCAUCUUAGUUAAUUAACUGUUAUGUGUACAAAAAUAAGUUUAUAUUAAUUAAUCAUAUUCACUUUAUUUGUUUGUGUGAGAAGAACACUUUAUAUAGAAGAACAUGUAGUAUAUUUAUUAGCACUUCAAAUUCAUAUAAUUAUUAAUGGUUUACUACCUUCAUUUGAAGAUAGAUCAAGUCAUGAAUAGAUAGAAUUAAUGUUACCUUAAUAUUAACCUUAAGCUUACAAAUGCUUUAAAUCUAAUUUUAGAUGGUUAUAAGAAUUAUUUUAUGAAGUAGUUAUUUCAGCAGCUUUAACUGGAUUUAUGAAUACAUAUAUAUUUGCAGAGUUUAUGAUGUUUUUUACAUCUGAUCCUAAUAAUCUUGCCCAUUUGAUGUUUUUAUUUUAACUAUUUUGUGUUUUUGCUUUUGGUACUUCUUAAAUGAUUCAUCUUAAUGUUCCAUUUGGAAAGAUAAUUUGGAAUUUUAUUAUCACUUUGGGUUUAUUAACAAUUUCAUUUGCUAUAGUUGUAGAAUCUGAUUAACGAGUUUAAAUUAUUAGGAAUAUAUUUAAAUGGCAAUUUAUUAUUGGCAUACUUACAGGAGUAGUUAUUAUCAUCACAAUUGAUUAAAUUAUAAAAUAAACAAGAGAUAUAAUGUUUACUCCAAGAAUAAUAUUAAAUUUUGUUAAAUAUAUGGAGAAUGCAAUGAAAAAUUAAUCAGGUAAAAUUGUAUAAGAAUCUGUAAAAUAAUUUUCAAUGUUAAAUCAUAUUAAAAUAAAUAGAUAAUUCUUUAGAAAAAUAAAAAAAGUAUUUGAGAAUGUAUCAAUAGAUCCUUUUAUUAGAUCUUUAUUUGAAAGCGAAAAAACUUAAUCAUUUAAUGGUGAAUAUUCUAAAAUAUCACUUGUAUUCAAGAAUCAUAAUUAUGAAAAAUAAUUUAGAUAAUUCAAAGUUUAAUAUUAUUAUUAAUAAAGAAGAGUAGUAGUUUUAUUUCUUUUUAUUGUUUUACGAGUUAGUAGUGUAAUUGCAUGGCCUCCAUUUUUGACAGUUGAAGACACAGUUCUCAAUAUCCUAUGGGCAAUAUUUAUGGUCAUUUGGAUUUUAAUACUAUUUGUUACUAAAAUAGUUGAAAAGAAAUAAGUAGAUUUAGCUGCAUUUCAAAUAAAAUGGGGUACAAUUGAAGCAUAUUUCUUUAUUCCAGUAGUCUUGAUUUUGGAUCAUUUUUUAAGUGUCACACUUCCAGAAGAUAAGAGCUAAUAUUAUUUUAGCACUUUUGGAUAAUUAUUAUAUUAAUAGUUUUUGGCCUGGGAUAUCUUUCCUCCACCUUUAUAUUAUCCAAUAAUUUUAACAUUAAUAUUUUUUAUAAAUUACAGUAUAAGAGUUGCAAAUUUUUAUGAUAUUUAGGUGAAUUCAGAUUCAGAGACACCCACAUUUAGAGUAGAAUUUAUAACUUUAUAUGUUCUAUUGUUCUUUUUGAACUUGUUAUCAAAUUAUACUCACUAUAAUGUAAAAAAUAAUAUAAUUUUAGUUUUAACGAUUUUAAAGAUUAGUGUUUUUAUUUGACUAAGCUUUAUAAACAUAAUAAGAAUAGACUAAUUAGAUCUUGAAAUCUUUAUUGCCUGCAUUUAUAUAUGAAAAGAUUGAAUAAUCAGAAGAAACUGAAAUAGAAGAAAAUUAAGGAUCGGUAUCAAUAAUAUUUUUAGAAAUAUGUGAAUUUGAUAAAAUUCUUUAAUCUAAACAACGAUAAGUUGUAACAUUUUUAGAUGACAUUUUUAGAGUCUUAGAUAAAAUAUGUUUAUAAUAUGGAGUGUAAAAGAUUGAAACAGUUGGUAAGACUUACAUGGCAUGUUCAGGGUUGAAAUCAACAGAAAUAGAAAAUAAUAAAGAUGGAUUAAAUCAAUAAAAGAAGAAUGAAACAGCAAUAGCAUUAGAAUUAUCAUUAGAUUUCUUAAAAGCAGUGUCUGAAUUUAGAUAUGAAUACAAAGAUUAAGAUGUUGUUAAAUUGUUCAAAUUAAAAAUCAAAAUUGGAAUCCAUUAUGGAUAAGUUAUUGCAGGUGUAAUAGGAUAUCAUAAACCUUAAUUUUCAUUGAUUGGAGAUACAGUCAAUACAGCAUCACGAAUGUGCUCAACUGGAUAAGUAGGUAGAAUAACAAUAUCAAAUGAAGCUUAUGAACGAGUAAAGGAUACUGAAUUUCUUUUUACAACUAGAGAAGUGGAAGCUAAAGGAAAAGGUAAGUUGACUGUUCAUUAGGUGGCUUAAAGGAAAUUAUAGGUUAAAAAACAUAAUUCAUAAGUGAGAUUUUAUGAAGGUUAGAAAAAUGGAAGAUUACUUAGUUUUAGAACUCAUUUAACAAAUAAUAUUAGAUCUACUUAAUUAAAGUAAACAUAUAAAGAUGUCUCUCCUCCAUCUUCAGUAAAUGAACAUUUAACAACAAAAGAAUAUGGUCGUAGAUCUAAAAUAAUGAAUCAUCCUAUGUAAGGAUCUUAAUUAGUAAAAAUUACAAGGAAGAAUAAAGGAGCUGAACCUACAAGGGGAAUGAGAAAGGGAACUAUUAAAGAAGAAUUCACAUCUAUGAGUGAAAGUGUAUGGAGAGAAAGGAAGUCUAAAUCUUAAGUUAUUUAAAGAACUGAUUAUAAUACAAAUGAUUGGGAAGAGACAAAAGAAGAUGAAAUUUAAAUGAAAUAAGUAGAAAAAGAUCCUGAAAACAGAAUUAUUGGAGUUUCUGAUAAUGAUAUUGAUGGUCCUGAAUAAGAAGUCAAAAGUGAAAGAGUAAAAAAAGUCAUGGAUUUAGAAGUACUUAAAUACAAGAAAUUAACACUUGAAUAUGAAAAAUGUAAUGAUGCAAAUAUAGUAAUGCAAUUUGAAUAGUAUUAUUAAGAAGUCAGAUCAGCUUUAAAGGAUAUAUUUUAUCCUAUGACUAUUGUCUAUACUUUAUUUAAAGCGUAAAUAUAAUUGAUAGAUUCAGGUUAAGAUGGACUAACUAUAUAUAUUGUUAGAAUGUUCUUAAGUUUAUAUUUAAUAAUAUUGUAUUUUAUUACAAGCAGAUUGAAAAAAUAUAAUAUGCAUAAUUUAGAUUUGGCUUUAACUGGCCUAUAUUAUGUGAGUGCCUUUUUAACAAUGUUUUUUGUUACUUUUAAUAAUUAAUAGAGAUUCCUUAUUUCUGAUAAUGCUGAAGCCUAUUUCUUUGCGUUUUCAGCUGUAAAUUAAUAAUCAUUAAAAUUCAAGUAUAUGUUCUUCUAUAUUUUAUUAUAAUAAGCUGCAUGGUUUGUCUAACUUCUUUUACAUGAACAUAAUAAUUUAUUAGUAUUUAUAGUGUUAUCUACAAUUAUCUUAGUAAUAGUUUCACAUAACAAUUUUGAAUUAACCAUUAAAAAUUUUAAUAGUGCUGCUAAUGAAAAUUUGAAAAAAGAACAAAGAGAUUCAUUAUUAACUAAUUUAUUACCAUCACAUAUUUUAACAAGAUUCUAUUAAAAUAGUAAAAUUAAAUUAGAAUUAUCUGAUGUUUUAAUAGAUGCAACUCUUUUAUUUGCUGAUAUAAGUGGAUUUACAGCAUAUUCAGCAAAAGUUUCAGCUGAAUAAGUCGUAAAGAUGUUAAGAGAACUUAUGACAUCAUUUGAUAAGGAAUGUUUAUAAUAGAAUGUCUAUAAGGUAUAUACUAUUGGAGAUUGUUAUGUUGUUUUGGGUAUAAAUGAUAUGGAACAAAGACAUCCUGGAUAAGAAGCAAAAAAUGUUUUAGAAAUGGGAUUAGAAAUGGUAGAAAUUAUAAAGAGAGUAAGAAAAGAGGUCAAUUUUAAAGAUUUAAAUAUGAGAAUAGGAAUACAUACAGUAAUUAAUUAUUAUUUAUUAAUUUUAGGGAUAAUUCUAUGGUGGAAUUAUAGGAACAGAUAUUGUUAGAUAUGAUAUAUUUGGUAUUGAUGCUGUGAUUGCUAAUAAAAUGGAAUCCUAAGGAGAAGCAGGGAAAGUUAUGGUAAGUGAAGACACAAGAAGAUUAAUUAAUAUACAUUUUCCUGGAGAAUAUACUUUUACUCCAAGUAAAUAAGUAGACAUUCCUGUAGCUAAAAAGAAGGUUUAACCAUAUUUUGCAACAAAAGCAGAUGUUAUAAAUCGUCAAGACAAUUCAAGAUAUAUUUGA